AGUUCUGUGAUCACCCUCCGCUCGUGCAGCUGCCUCUGUACCCUUUCUCCUCAUUUUACAAGUGUCGCAUUAAUUGGUUAUUGACACUAACCCGCAAUAGUGAGAAUUAACAUUGUGCCGUUGGAUGUAGUUUUGUGCUUCGUUGGAUGUUUGUGAUAGAGCUGAUUAAGGUGGAUUUCAGUCAUCUGAUAAGUUAGCGGUUAUAGCUAUGAGCGUAGCGGAUACUGAUACGGGUGCAAUCCGCGGUUGGGGCUGCACGCCGACCAGUGACUCGCCUGCGGCCACUUCAGACGAGCAAACUAAACCCACAUGUCUACCUACAGUGCUGCACAGAGGAUGGCGGAGAACUGCUCUUUACUGUAUUAUAAUGUUUCUAAUGAUAACAGUUUUUUUAAAUAUUGGAUUAACGCUGUGGAUUAUCAGUGUUUUAAGGCUAAGUGUGACAGGUAUUGGUCCCAUCAAAAUAGUAAAAGGUGGUAUACAAGUGGCGGGACAAACAUGGAUCACGAAGAACCUCGUAGCGUCAACAAUUACGUCGCAGCCCGCUCAGCCCAUCACCCUGCAUUCCCACCGCAAUUUCAGCAUACUCGUCUCCGAGCCUAAUCAAGCAGAACAUGCCAAGCUGCUGAUAAAACGAGAUAGUAUAGAAUGCACUGGGCAAUCUUUCCAAGUGAAUGACGCCAGAGGACAGAGUGUCUUUCAAGCCUCUCGUGAUGAGGUUAAGGUGUUCUCAGACAUCUUUGCCGUCGACGGAGUAGGUGGUCUAGCCGUCAAGAGUGCUGUACAAACGCCUGUUUUGAAAGCUCCUUAUGGUUCAAAUUUAAUAAUGGAAUCUUCAACAAGAAGUCUAGACCUCAAAGCACCGCAGUCUAUAAACAUAGAAAGCAGAGCAGGCAGCAUUGACGUAACAUCACUUAGCAACAUUACAUUGCAUUCAGAAGCUGGUGCUAUCAGAAUUGAGGCCUCAAACAUACAAAUUAGUAAUUUAAAGCUAGUGAAUACAACGGAGAACCCGAAACACGGCACGCGCUAUGCAAAAGUAUACCAACUAUGUGCCUGCGCAAGUGGAAAGCUGUUUCUCGCGGCGUCAGACACGCAGUGCGAGGCCCGUGAAGACGAUAAGGAUCUAUGUCGAUGAUAAAUAUCAUCACAGCCCUUUAUAAAGUGUGUCAUGCAUUUUACUAUUUAACGCUCUAUAACUACACAUAUUUACAGGAGUGGUUAUUUGUUAUAAAAGGCUGCAAAGUUGCUGUUUGACGCGAGUGCUGGUGUUGAAACCUGAGCAAGCGAAGGAUACUAAGAUUGAAUUUCAAAAAUAGAAUCCUGAACGUAGCGAGGGUUUCAAGCCACGAAAACAACUUUGCUGCUAAGCGAAAUACACGUGAUAUUUUCACCUCAUUAUAGCAUGGAAAAUGGUAGAUGAAAGAGAAACAGUUUACUAUAACAAAUCAUUUUAAUUCAUUCAUACAUCAAAAAUAAUCUCAUAAACAAAAUUAGUUAUCGUUGCCAAUUUAAUGUCAACAUUAAUAAGAACAAAAUAUACCAAUUAUAUUAUAUAAAUAAUGUACGACAAAUCGCGUAGUCCAACGUGUCGUUAUGUUUUUAUUUUUCCAUCGAAGGAAAAAUUUACGAGCACCACAGGCCAUCGUCAAGUUCGAACAGUUCGAAUUUCAAAAACCUUUUCCACUCUAGCGUGCAGAUUUUUAAUAAGAAGGAAAGCCUUUCCGAGCUAGCGAGGUGAAAAAAAAUUUAUAGCCCACCGACUAAAACUAUCCAAAAAAUUUUAUGAACUUUCCUAUUGGUGUUCAGAAUUGUAGUGGAAAUCUAAGAAUUAAAUAUAUAUCUCACAGACAGUAUACAAAUUAAAAUAUACAAAAUAUUAGACCUGAGUCAUGUUUUGCUUUAAAAAAUAAAGAUAUUUUACGUCGAAUUUAAUUAAUCACUUGAAAGGUCAUCGUAUGGUGACUUUAUGUUAUUCGUGUUACUUACAAUAUAUUUACGUUAGAUGACAUUUUUCAGAUAUUAUAGCGCACUUCAUGGUAGAGAACAUCGAGAACAAAUAUCUGAUUUCAUAAAAUCACUGUGAAACUCUACCCGAAUACUC
Hyposmocoma kahamanoa is the source of this 2104-nucleotide messenger RNA. RefSeq names its product delta-sarcoglycan-like. Gene Ontology annotation, biological process: heart contraction; cardiac muscle tissue development. The record is from RefSeq and is a predicted model, not a curated record. The transcript has 6 exons. NCBI's taxonomy places the organism in Eukaryota, Metazoa, Arthropoda, Insecta, Lepidoptera, Cosmopterigidae. Gene Ontology annotation, cellular component: sarcoglycan complex; sarcolemma. Bases 209 to 1138 code for a protein of 309 amino acids.